Pipistrellus kuhlii (Kuhl's pipistrelle) is the source of this 303-nucleotide messenger RNA. RefSeq names its product ubiquitin-like. Gene Ontology annotation, cellular component: cytoplasm; nucleus. The record is from RefSeq and is a predicted model, not a curated record. Gene Ontology annotation, molecular function: protein tag activity; ubiquitin protein ligase binding. Bases 1 to 303 code for a protein of 100 amino acids. Gene Ontology annotation, biological process: protein ubiquitination; modification-dependent protein catabolic process. NCBI's taxonomy places the organism in Eukaryota, Metazoa, Chordata, Mammalia, Chiroptera, Vespertilionidae. The transcript has 2 exons.
AUGCAGAUCUUUGUGAAGACCCUGACUGGCAAGACCAUCACCCUCGAGGUCGAACCCAGUGACACCACUGAGAGUAUCAAAACCAAAAUCCAAGACCGGGAGGGCAUCCCGCCUGACCAGCAGCGCCUGAUUUUUGCCGGCAAACAGCUGGAGAAUGGCCGCACUCUCUCAGACUACAACGUUCAGAAAGAGGCCACCCUGCACUUGGUGCCUCGUCUGCGUGGGGGCGUCAUGGAGCCCUCCCUCGGCCAGCUCGGGGCUGUCUGCACCCCCCCGCGCUGCCAACUGCUGCAGGAAGUUUAG